Penicilliopsis zonata CBS 506.65 is the source of this 313-nucleotide messenger RNA. RefSeq lists its product as hypothetical. Lineage: Eukaryota; Fungi; Ascomycota; Eurotiomycetes; Eurotiales; Aspergillaceae. Bases 72 to 293 code for a protein of 73 amino acids. The record is from RefSeq and is a predicted model, not a curated record. The transcript has a single exon.
AUCACUUCAAUUGCUUCUCUCCCAAAGUACCUACCGGGUACAGAAGUACCCUACAGAUCUGCAACGAGCAAAUGCUGCAGAGCCAACGCUCUGUACUUCUGCCCUCCCUCUUAUCCACCUGCCACGCUAACCCGAUCUGCUCCGCGCUCAACACAGCACUCGGGCGUUGCUCGCAGACAACGACAACAGACAGCUCCUGGACGCCGCAAGGCAGUCUGCAGUGCAACCCAGACCUUGUCGAGAACUAUCCUCACACCCUCAAUAUGUCUUGUUCCAGUCCUGUCCCCAGGUAGCCUUGCUCUAGCCCUUUCCG